Molecule: messenger RNA, 1171 nt
Organism: Poecilia latipinna (sailfin molly)
Lineage: Eukaryota; Metazoa; Chordata; Actinopteri; Cyprinodontiformes; Poeciliidae
Gene: polr3h
Product: polymerase (RNA) III (DNA directed) polypeptide H
Exons: 6
Coding region: 263-907 (214 amino acids)
Biological process (GO): DNA-templated transcription; transcription initiation at RNA polymerase III promoter
Cellular component (GO): RNA polymerase III complex
Molecular function (GO): DNA-directed RNA polymerase activity; DNA binding
Source: RefSeq, a predicted model, not a curated record
AGUGAUAUAUCUCCAGGAGGGGGCGAUAGUGAGACUUGAAAUAAGUCGUUCAAACCAGAAGAAGAAGCUCACGUUGGUUAGGUGUGAUACUAGAAAGCAGUUUAUAGAGUAUAUAUCUUGGGUUUCUUGCUGAAGUGUGAGCCGCUGAAGCUGUUGGAAGACCAAAAGGAAAUUAAGAUGUUCGCUUAACCUCAGCGUCCCUCCCUGUCGCCGCUCGGCCGCGUUUGGACCGUGUGAGUGAGGCUGCCCCCGCUCGUGCGUCAUGUUCGUGCUGGUGGAGAUGGUGGACACGGUGCGGAUCCCUCCGUGGGUCUUUGACCGGCGGCUGAACGAUGCCAUAGCGGAGGAGCUGAACAAGAAGCUGGCCAACAAGGUGGUUUACAAUGUGGGUCUCUGCAUCUGCUUGUAUGACAUCACCAAACUGGAAGACUCCUACAUUUUCCCUGGAGACGGCGCCUCGCACACUAAAGUCCACUUCAGGUUUGUCGUCUUCCACCCGUUCCUUGACGAGAUCCUCGUUGGCAAGAUCAAGUACUGCAGCCAGGAGGGAGUUCAUGUGACGAUGGGUUUCUUCGAUGACAUUCUCAUUCCACCCGAGUCUCUCCAGCAGCCGGCUAAAUUCGACGAAGCCGAGCAGGUUUGGGUCUGGGAGUACGAGACGGACGAGGGAGCGCACGACCUCUACAUGGACCAGGGAGAGGAGAUCCGCUUCCGGGUGGCGGACGAAGUCUUUGUGGACACGUCGCCGACGGGGCCGGCUGCCGCCAAGCCCGAUGCUCCAGCUCAGCCUGGACAGUCGACUGCACCGCCGGCGGAGGAGAGCGGGGACAAGAAAGAGGCGCCGUACACACUCGUUGGGACCAUCUGUGAGCCAGGACUGGGUCUGCUGUCCUGGUGGAACAGCUAGAGGAGGAACGAAGGGAGACGUGGGGCGACUGAGAGCAGACGGAACGCUGCAGCUGAUCCCGUCCGCAGACUUCAGGGACGGUGGACAGGAACACGCCGGUUUUGUUACACGAGCGGAGCGUCGGGCCGGACGGAGCCGCGCUCAGGAGCAAACCUGUCGUACUGACCGGGUGCUCCUGCAUGUAUUUAUUAACGAGAAAUUGUAUUAGUUUGAUUUAUACAACACAAGUUUCUGAAAUAAAACAAAAACAAAUGAACCAAAUGA